Molecule: messenger RNA, 24193 nt
Organism: Pangasianodon hypophthalmus (striped catfish)
Lineage: Eukaryota; Metazoa; Chordata; Actinopteri; Siluriformes; Pangasiidae
Gene: elfn1a
Product: extracellular leucine-rich repeat and fibronectin type III domain containing 1a
Exons: 2
Coding region: 20149-22539 (796 amino acids)
Cellular component (GO): plasma membrane
Molecular function (GO): protein binding
Source: RefSeq, a predicted model, not a curated record
UAGACUAGACAUUUCUAGACAUUUUUACUCAUUUCAAGCUUUGAAAUUUCUUAUUUUAUUGGCAGAUAAUUUUGCUUUGGGGGUACGGCGGCUUAGUGGUUAGCAAAUUUGCCUGGCACCUCCAGGGUUGUGGGUUCGAUUUCCUCCCCUCUGCCCUGUGUGUGUGUGUGUGUGUGGAGUUUGAACGUUCUGAUUGGUUGAUUGGCUGAUUGGUAUCUCUAAAUUGUCUGUAGUGAGUGAAUGGGUGUGUGUGUGUGUGUGUGUGUGUGCGCGAUUGUGCCCUGCAAUGGGUUGGCACUUCGUCCAGGGUGUCCUCCGGUUUGUCCCCGAGUCCCCUGUGAUAGGCUCCAGUCUCCCAGAGACCCUGUGUCGGAUAGAUAAUGUUGCUUCUUAAUAAUAAAUGCUAAAUCAUGGCAAAAUCAUCUGGCAAUAGAAUAAGAAAUUAGAUUAUUUCUAAUUUAUUCCAAAUCAUAAACUAUUUAUAAAAUAAGACAAUUUAAAGCUUGAACAAAAGGUUAGGACAAAAGGUGUAGAAAUGGGUUUAAUAAUCUUAUAUUCAGUUUAGUGUAACCUUAUAAUAGGGAAUACUAUAUACUAUAUUGAAGAUAUUUUCAUAAAGAUAUUGUCAUUUUUUGCAGUGUAGGACUGAGACUAAAAACUUUUAAACAUUUGUACACUCUACUCUUGUUCAGUGUUAAAAACAUGGCUUCACAAAUGAUCUACAUGUGCAAUUUCCUUAACAUAUAUAUGAGUAAACUAUACAGUACAAUUGGUGUUUACUUAUUUACUAUACUUCAAGUUUUAUGGUAUUGGCAUGGCAGUGAAUUUAUGCAAAAACAACAGGUUUAGUGCAGUGAUGCCAGGUAGUGCCAGAAUCAUCACUCUGUUACUGUGCUGUUUGUAGUUGAAGGUGUUGUUGUGGUGCUAUAUGGCCUGAGUGUGUGUGUGUGUGUGUGUGUGUGUGUGUGUGCAGAGAACAUGUCGGCAGCAUGUCUGGCUUUGGUGAAGAGUUCUGCCUGUCCUCCCUCAGGCUGAAGCACUCUUGAAUUAACUGGGAUGAAUCUGCCUCUCAGUUCAUUUUCUGCAGUUCCCUGCUGCCUCUGAGCACUGCUUUCUCUCUCUAUUUGAUUGAUUAUAGGUAAUGUUAAACUCAACCCACUGUGUUGAAAGUGUACGUGCUUUGCUAUGUAGCCAGUCGAGUUCCUUUUAUUUAGCUCAUGUGGGCCAGAGAACCAUUCGAGCAUUUCUGCAUGAAAGCAAUCUGUUUGGAUACAGUCCUUUCACAGAAUCGCGAUAUAAAAGAAAUGUGAUGUGAUGUUGAUGCCCCAUAUUUUCUGUGGAAAUAGGCAUACAUAAACCAUUGUGACCUUUCGGUGGAACACAAAUUAGGCUUUUUUUUUUUUUUUUAAUCAGAGAGUCUUCUGGUCAACAGUGUUGUAUGAUUCCUGCAGGCUGUCUCUAGAAACUCAGAUCAUGUAUUAACACGUGUUUACUUAUCUGUUUUGACAGAUUUAAACUUUACAGAACUGCAUUAUUACAAUUUUUUUUACAACGAAUUGCCUUUAUGUUUGGCAAAACAUAGAUAUGGGAAUACAGUAGAUGACGCAUUUGCUUCUGUUGCUAACUACUGCAACACGUCCACCAUGAUGGAAAGAGCCAGAUUGAAUUCCCUUGAAAUAUCAUAACAUUCGUUAAAGCUAAAAUUAAUGUGACAAAUACAGCUUCAAUUUGACCUUAGGUAUUGUAAGCUACAUUAUAAUAAACACCGGUUUAUCAACAGUACACCAACUGUACACAAAUCCAUAUCUGAAUCUAUCAAAAUUGAUGCCAAACAUUAAGAACACAAAUUAAUGACAAGGAAAACAGCACCAUCCUUAACUGCAAACCCAUCGAAAUAGCAGCUUAGCUAAUGCUUUAACUCCUGAACAAAGCAUCUCAUAAAAUUGAGAGAAAAAUGAAAAAAAAAAAAAAAGUGAUUCUUUAUUCUCUUAUCUGAGAUUAUAAAAUAAUGAAUUUGCUGGCAUUUUUGAAGAAAGUCUCAGUUCUAAAUUUAAAUUUAAUGACUAUAACCUGGAAAGUUGUCCUCUCCAUAGACUGUGGACUGUCCACUGUUGGAGAAGUCAUGUUGUUGUCACCGAGUGCUGUUUGCAGUGCUGUAACUUGUACUGUGGAACAUCCAAACUUGUCUCUGCUUUCAUUCAGCUGAGAAAGCCCAGGGUUUGUGGUCUACAAGACUGUUUUUUUACCAGUGAUGCUCUGCUUUGUGUAUCAUGCCAAGUGACCAAGAUGGUCAGGGCGACAGUAGAAUUAUAUAAGAAAGCGUCUCAGUGGAGGCUGAAAACAAGCCAGCAGCAGACGGACAGAGCCACGCGUCUCAUGUAUUUCCUGGAAUGCUACAUGCUGUGAUCUACCACCCGCUUUCCCACUACUGAUAGCCUUUAUUGUACUAGUAACUUAAAGUGUCUUAUCUAAUAAAGUCUUAGGCUUCUGGUUUUUGUUACCCAGAGCCAAAAAUCAUUUGUUUUAGGGCAGGAAGUAAUGAUUGUUAAAGCCUAAUUAUUCUCAUUGGUUACUCAAAUACAUCUCCCUGAAAUGUUGAGGUUAUGCAUUGGGCGUUGCCAUGGAAUUUUGUCCACUGCCUAGGUAGAUUGGUUUGAGAAUAAAUAAGAGGCAUUUAAAUGCAGUCCUGCUCAUCACUUCGUAUUAUUAGUAAUCUCAGCAUUGGCUCUUAUGGGUCAUUAUCUGUUACAUAAUACCUGUUGUUAUUGCCUGCUCUGAGUGCCUUUGAUUAAAUUGCUGCAGGAGUAGUUGAAUGGAAUGUGUGCGUGUGUGUGUUUGUGUGUGUGUGUUCUGGUUGCUCAUGCUGGAGCUCUAGGCUGUAGGUGGUAAGCUCUCCCCUGCUCUUGUCUGAAUUACAUGUCCACACUGAUUAGUAGAAGUCAGUGUGGAUAGGAUCUCACAUUUUCCUGCCUUUAUAAUUAAGAUAAGCUCCCAUCGGGCUGUGUGCGCUGCCCCUCUUCACCUUCGCUGUGCAUCUGUGAUGGGAGAGGAAAAGGCUUGCUAACUACCACCACCUCUGCAUUCCUGAAUACUUCAUCUACAUCAAACCCAGUAGACUGUUCUCCCCAAUCAGCCAACCUUCUCCUUACCCUUUGCCCUCUCCUGUCCUACUACCAGCUGUGUUCUGAACUGCUCUGAGGAAAAAAAAAGCCUUCAUAAUUGCCUUAGGAAAAUUGUCUGAAAAGAAAAAAAAAAAGGUCAGAUGGAAUUGAAAAUGGUCAAUUAGCAUUUAAGUGUAAUAAUUGAAUUUGCCACUAAGCCAAAAACAUAAUCCAGUUUUACAGUCCCUAGGCCAUAGAGAGAGAGAGAGAGAGAGCAUAUUAAAUGCAUCCUUAAUGUGUGCUGACACAUUCCAGUUCCAUUAUACAGGUUUUUCCAUAGCUCCCUUAAUCAGGGUAAUCCCUAUUCAGUAGCCACUAGCUGAGUGUCACAUUUGCAUUAUGAGGGGAAGUAGAAAGCAUCAGAUGAGCCAGAUUCAUCUGACUCCUGUCUGACCUGCAUUUAGAGCUUGUUCAGUGCAGGUUCCAGGAAGCGCCAGGCCAUUUUAAUUCACAGGCAAGUAGAAGAUGAACAGACAGAAGGGCUACUGUCCUUCACCUCCCUCGCUACCUAAUCAGUGGCGGCCACUCGCGCCUGCCUGCAGUCACUUGUUCCCAGGGGCUUGAUCAGACACCCUUUAUUGGACCACCUUCAAGUGUGGCGUCAUCAAGUGAUUUUUCUACCUUUCUUAAUCCUCAAGUAUUCCUGCUGUCUGCACCUUGCCUCAGACAGACGAACACCGCUGAGCCCUGCUCUGUUUCCCACACCCCAUUACAGUGCCUCGAGAUGCACUUUUAUGCUGUUACUUCUGGGAGGGCCAGUCAACAGCUCUUAGUACUUCUAUUCUGGAUGACAAACCUAACCAGGGGAAUACAUGAGGUCAGAGAAACAACAGCGCCUUAAUUGGAUUCAUUUGGAGACAAUCAUUGUCUUUAUUACUGUCAUUCAUGCUGCAUAAUUUAGACUGACGCAAAUGUUCUUUAUUUACGUUCUGCAAGUGUGCAAGGAACUUUCAGGACACAUUGUGCCUUGGUGUGUGCCUGGAUUUCAAAAGAAACUUGACACAUGCGUGAAGGUGGCACAGGUUACAUGUUAUUGACCCUUAUUCUUGUCAUGCAAAUACACACAUAUACACUCAUACACAUUCUAGACAUUAUAUCUGUCUAGUGCUACAAAUAUUCAUAACUCUAUCUGUAUUUGGAUAUAAACAGGAUUUUUUUUAAUUACCUACCACUAUGCCCUUUUUUAAAUCCUGCUUGCUCAAUUAUUAUUUUUGUUUGUACAUGUCUGCAGUAUUUUCUUACAAAUUUAGUUGGUUGUAUUUCUCAAACAGGCAGUUAGCAAUUAAUAAUUACUAUUAUAUUAAUGAAUGUGCUCAUUCUUUGGCCCAAAAACUUCAUAUCGAACUGCUUAUCUGUACCCACAGCAACCUGAAUAGUUUGCCUCCUAUUCGUGUCUGUAUUUGCAUCUGUUUAGGUCUUGUUAUUCAUUCCCAGUAAUGUAUUCUUAUUGGGUUACAUCCCUAAUACACAUAAACACACUUUUUAAAUCUCCAUGCACUUCACAUGCAUCAUACGUCUAGUUCAAGGAAACAUAUUUUUCCGUGUUUGCCUGCCUCUAAUCCCUGUAAUCUAUUUUUUGCUUGUUAGAAUGCAUUGUAAGUAUUUGAGGUUUAGAAAGGAAAAGAGGAUCAGGGAUAGUCUGAGAACAGACUACAGAGCUCUGCAGAUGUCAUUACUAGAUCGCAGAAGUUGAGGUAAUUGCCCAGGGGUGCUAUUGAUUUGCCAGGUUGUCCAUGCUUGACAUUUGUUCAGCCAGACCUGUCGGUUGAUCAGAUAAGGCUGAUGUCCAUGUCAGGGUCUUGAUUUGUAUGAUAUUAUGAGGUGUAAAGGCACAUUACACAGUUUUAACGCUAAAUGUCAAUGCUACGACAGCUUUUCUGGAGGGGAAACAGACUGUAAAGCAUUUUAAUGGUAAACAGAGGUGAACGGCCAGUAAAUUAGUCGAGCUCCUGCAUUGGUCCUUUUAAAUUAGAUAUUGAUUUGGGUGUUUAAAAUACAUCAGUGAAAAGGUUUUGUAUAUGCUCCAAAUGAUUACCUUAGGGUAUGUCCUGAUGGUAUGUGAGGUUGGAUAAAUUUACAAGUGAAUCCAAGAUACCAGAUACAUAUUCAGGUACAUAGCUCAAGCAGUGUCUCCUGUCUGGAGACCAACGUGAAGAAGUUGAUCUGAAUGUGUGAGGUUCAGUAAACAAUAGGAGAUUCAGCUCAUGGUGCAGGUUUCAGAAAUAUUGAACCAACAUCACAAAUAAGUCCAUAACUCAGGCUCCUGUAUGUUUUCUAUUGAGGCACGAGAACCUCGAAUCCCAUCUCACAAGGUUCCUCUCACAAGCUAAACACCUGUCAAUCAUAAUUUGGUUUAUGCGCUGUCUCUGGCUGCUUUAUUUUAAUCCUUUUCUUUGAGCACUAUCGGAAUGUGUGUCUGCAAUGCCGAUUGGCGCUGUGACAUAUGAGGCUAAUUUGCAGUCUUGAAUCUCAGUUGCUUAAUGGAUUUGAGAGGAAAGAGGACCUUACAGACUGUGCCUCGAGCCUCCUGCAGUAUAUCUACCAAAUGUAAGGACUAUUCCGGCAUAAACGUGUUAUUUCUCAUGUUAUCCAGGAUGGAGUAUUCUGUAGCGCAGUAUUGGAUUUCUCAACCUCAGCAUUUUGGCACAAUUCAUAAUUUUGUAUGGUUGUAGUGUUUACAUACAUCAAUGUCCCGGCAAUGCAUUAUUUUGCAUACUUUGCACAAAUACAUCAUAAAAUCAAAUACGUUAAUGAGUUAAUAAAGCCUGCAAGUGGAAAAAAAAUGUCUUCCCCUUUAUAUCCAUCUACAAAUUGGUACUAUCAACAUAAAUCAUUAGGAAGAAGCUUUCCCAAAUUAUAAACUUGGCUUCCUUUUCAUACUAAUGUGUCACCUCUGUACGUGAGUAGGAGUAAACAUGAGUAGGAGUGUUUACAACAGAUAUAUCAAUGGUUCAAAUUUUGAUUUUUGCCAGAAGGUCUCUUCAAGACUCUCCAAAGCCCAAAAUUAAUGUCAUCCCAUCAUCCUGAGACAUUUCAAAUAUUCUAGUGACAAUGUGCCUUUUUGCUUGGUAUGGUUGUAGGAUGAUGAGAAGAAAAAGAAAUCAGUAACAAUGACUUUUGGUAGCAGCUGUCCAACAUAUGUCUUCCCAGAUGUUUCUGAAGUUUGUAACUGAAGGCCUUUGCGCACAGGCGGCGUAAUUUGUGGAUAAAAAAAAUUCAUAGCAUGAAAAUUCUAACACGCACUACCCUGUGACAGCUUACACAAGGCUGGAAAAUAUGGUUCUGCAAUGAAUUAAAAAAUAUAUAUAUAUUCAUUUAUUUUAAAUUUUGAAUAAAAUUCAUUUAUUGUAUUCAUUUUAUUUAAAAAAUGAAAAAAAUUGCAAAUCAAAAAUCAUUCAAUUUGACUAAGUGGAUGCUGAACCAGCGAAAUGUGAGGCAAACACAUAUAUAUAUAUAUAUAUAUAUAUAUGUCCAUAAGUAUUUGGACAAUGACACAAUUUUCAUGUCAUCAUGUAAUUUUGCCUCGGUACACUACCACAUUAUUUCAUGACAAAUUAAGGAGAUGUGUGUUUAUUAUACGUUAUAUACAGUGUUAUAGAACAACAGAGCAGUGGGAAAUUCUUCUACCUUGGUGGAAGUAUGAUGUUAGUGCUGCAGUCUUAAGCCCUGCGAUCAUGGUAAAUGUAAAAGUUCAGUUCACACACAGGUAAAUACAGUGUCUGCUGUGACUUUCAGAGCUUUUAUAAAUAAUGCAAUUGUUGCAAAGGCAAACAUGGGCUACUGAAGAGCAACAAAAAAUACCUUUUAAGUUUCAUUUCAUAUUACUUACUUUGUUCAAUUAUUCAUACUCUGAAGAGAAGCUUUCGUGCCUGUUGUGGUAACUGUUAGUCUUUCAUGGUUGGCACGGCAUACAUCUGCUUUCUGGAAAAAGCCUGUUUUUUCAAAAUAUUUUAAGAAAAAUAUACAGAACACAGAAGACGAGGUGACAGGUUAACCGAGCCUGUGGUCCAUAACACUCUGUAAAGGAACAGCAGCAUUAUGUCACAUGGCUUUGUGCCUCUGUCCUGCAUCACACCCUAAGAGUGUGAUACAGAAGGUACAAAAUGAGAUUAUUUGUGUAUGUAUACGAGAGAGUAAGUGCGAAGGAGAGAGAGUGGAAAAAGAUGUGUAGAAAUUGUGUGAGAAGAUUCGUAGAAACACCUCGUCUUGGGUGAGUAAUAGCAGAAAGGAGAUAAGAAUGGUUAAUGAGAUGUAAAUAAAGAAAUGCCUUUAUGAUAAAUGGUUGGUAUGCAAGAGUAUAACACAUAUGUCUUUAUUAAAAAAAACAAAAAACUGUCCAACGUGCAUUGGAGUGGAAUACUAUCACUGGGAAAUGCCUCUGGUGUUCCCAAACUGUGCAGUAUGCUCAGGUUAUUGGCAGCACUGCAUUACACGACAAGUGUGCAGAUUUACAGAGAUAUUACAUUUUUCAUUUCAGAUUUCAAGUGCUCUCUCUGGUUCAUGACCGUUCAUUCGGGCAGGGUCAUUCUUGUGCAUUAGACAAGUGAAAUGAUUCACCAGAAUAACACCAGCGCGGAGUGACUAGGCAUUACAUGAAGCUUAUUUAGUGACUAGAUCUGGGCUACUUCUUUUCAGGCACAUGCAGCUGUUUACUCUAUAACCACCCCUGGACUGAAAGAUCGCCACUGCAUGGUCGACGGGCUCUUCAAUCUCUUUUAGGCCAUUGAUUGGCUUUUCAUUGGGCUAAGGCAGUGGAGCACUAGUCCUGAUUGACACGGUGGGGGACUCUGUCUGGGCGCCGCCUCUACCAACACAGUGGCCGCCUGGCUAAUGAGGAGGCCCGGUGCACGAGCACGCAAACAAUCAAACGAGAGGAGAGAACCGGGGCCUGGGCCCCAGAGAACUGCACUUGUCAACAUCAAAACAAAGAACUGUGCAAUUUGUAGGGUGACAUGUGAUGCUGCUUUCUUGCAUCUGUGAAACAAGAGUGGUAGAGUCGCGUCAAUGUCUGUAGCUGCACCUUUUGCCUACACUCCAAACAGAAUGCUUGUUUUUGUUUUUUUCCAAAAAGGGAGAGAGAUUGCUCUUACUAUUCCUGUCAUCUAACUGUUUAAAUGUGCCUCCACAGGGCUCCAAUUUUCCACUUAGGAAAAUUGAAUUGAUUUGUCUUAAUGAUGUCAGGUUAUUAGUGAAAUGCAUUACCUCAAAAGACAUACUUUCAUAUCAUUCCAGCAUGGCUUGAUAUGUAUUCAGCAAGGCAUAGACUUAAUUGACGGCUGCUAAUUGCUCAUCCUCCAUUUGAAUAGCUGACAAAUCAUAUUCAUCGUGGUAUAAUCCAUUUCAAGUGAUUUGACUGAUUUGAAAAAGAGUAAGUAGCUUAAUGGACUGACCUCUGUAGGCAAUUAAGAUUUAUCAAGGCAAAAUGCACUGAUAUGUAUGGCUGUGUCUGGAAUAAGCAAGGUAUCUGGGAGCGAUGAUGAUCGUUAUGUAUCACGUGCCUAUUUAUACAGUACUUUAAAAGCUUGAUCGUUGCAAUCUUGUAAUGGACAAAACUAAUAAAUUAGGAUUUCCCUUUCUGAUUUGAAUUGUGUUUGCUGUAAGCACACUCCAAUCAAUGUCAAUCAGUGACCACUCAGGACUUCUAAAGUGGAACACCAGGAUGAAUACGAAGCUUUUCUCUUCAUAAUACAAGAACAAGUCAGCUCUUUAUCCAUUAUGUUAGCAGCUGUGUGUGUCCCUGAUGACCUUUCUAGGCUGGAUCUUUGCCCUCAUCAAUGCUGAGGCUCUAUCUGAUCCUCAUAUUCCUUACUAGUUCCUCUAAAUCCCUUUAAUGAAUCAACCGUGGCAUGACCCAUCAAUACAGAGACGUUGACUAAUGCGACGAGUGCAAACAAGCGGCUUGUGAAUCUUUCCAUUAUUGAGUGCUCUCCAAGUAAACAAGUGAAACAGACAGCAUGAGAGCUACAUGCAAUCACUACAUUAUUGAUUCACGAAUUUCAUCACACAUUUUCAGCUUUUUAAGAGAAGCACUGUUUAGUACAGCGAGAUACAUGAGCUUUACAUUUUUGCUCAUUUGUUGGUUAAAUCUGCUGCAUAAUUGCCAGAACUGCCCGUAUAUUUUCCAGUCAGAUUUGGAGCCCUCAGUUGUACCUCUGCUUGUCAUGCUAAUGUUCUAGGCAUGAUGUUGAAAACGCUCAUCUUGAAAUAUUUUAGACUGGCCAUGACACUAAAAGGGUGUAAUUAUUAUUUCCUAAGCACCUUUCACAGGUCCUCUGACUCCUAGGAGCGUGCCUUGUGAAUAAAAAUAGUUGUGUGAGGCAUGUACUGCUGAAAAGUAGGCCCUAGAGUAAUGCAAAGGGAGAGGGAGAUAGCUUUGCUAAAGGAAGCAGAACUGAAUGACUUCUCCUUGCAAGCACAGGUGUGUGGCCGUGUGCGAUUACCAGCGCUCCAGUCAGCCAUUUAGCUGCCUAGACCUGACGUGCUUUGACUGAUGCGCACUCGCAGAAGGCUUAAUGAGUGCACACUGGAUGAGAAUCAGCACCGGGAAAUUGAUUUUCCACCUUUAUUAAUGAGGGAAUAUUUAAAUGGUCAAGAGUGGAAUUGUGGAGAGGAGCUCUGCUUUACUCUUUCACACUCCACUCUCACAGAGACAGAGGCAUGUGGGUGCAUUUUUAUAGGCAGUUCUGUGUGUGCAAGGGUGAGCAGAGGGCUUGUUAAGAACGUGGUAUAACACUCUGGAACACCGUGCUCUGAAGUUUUUGGGCUGUCAUGUCCCAUAGUAAUACACUGGGAAGCACUGCUGUGCUUGAAAACCAGCCUUGAUCAUUGAUCAUGGGCAUUUAAAGCAACUGAUCCUUGCCCUCUCCUCACUCUGAAGCUGUUCACUUCACCCACCACACUGACCUUAUACAUGACGAAAAGUUAUUUAUUUAGGAAAUUCAAAAAAGCAUUCCCUUCCAGUGACUGCGACAGGUUGAGCUGUGAAACUUGCUGUCGUGCCAGGCACAGCACCGUUAAUGCACUUAAUUUGCACUCCACAUUUGUUUGGUUUACUGAUUUGAAGAGCGUCCUGUUGUUUGCACUGGGACUCUGCCUGUCUGAUGGCCAUGGAAGACAUUUUGAGGCCAUCAAUAUGCAAACUGCUCGAGCUCGGCCCCUCUCGAAGCCUCUAAUGGAAGCACUGCAUCAGAGCUAUAAAAGCAGGCUAGCUUGUUAGGAGCCUGCCACACAAAUUUUAUUCGUUACUGUUUUUUAUCGAUUUUCAUUAGAAUUAAAGUUCCUGCUUAAAUGAGCUUGUAAUGUGUGAUUAACAGUGAUAAUAUGAUAAUAACAGUGUUAUUAUAUCUUCUUUAUCUGAUUUAUCUUCUUAAAUCCUAUUAACAAAACUUCUGAAAUUUUCUUUUAUUAAAGAAUUGUAAGAAUUCAGUUGUAUAAAUUGUACAAUCAUAAUCACAAUCACAAUCUCCUUGUUACGAUAAUAAACAAUAAAGUCAAAAGGAAGGUGAUGCUGAUUUUAUAAAUGAGAAGAAUGCUUAUUACACAUUAAAUCUGCAUUUAUCCCCCCUGUGGCUAAGUUGAGAACAAAGUCCUGCUUAUAGCAUUUAAGCUUAUCUUGCUGAUCUCCUGAAGCAGUACAGGCAAUCUUGAAAACUUUGCUUACCUGAGGCAGGUCUUCUGUUAGUCCAGAAGGUCAGCUGCAGCUCAGAAAGUGUUUUAUCUCAAGAUGUUUGGCUCAAGUUCUAAUCAGCAUUCGAAACACUAACUCGAUGAUUGUUUAAAUCCAGAUUAAAAGCGUAAUUGUUUAAUUUGGUCUCUUCUUACUUCACUGUUAAAUAUACUGUCCAUGAUUUGUAGUAAUUCUCAUAGAUUUAUAACCACUUGAUUAGUGAUUGUACAUUGUGUGCUUUAUCAGAAAUACUUUGUUUUUAUCUUCUAAUCUUUUAUAUGUUAAACGCUUUGGGAUAUUAAAGUAAAAAUGAAAAGUGCUAUAUAAAUAACAAUGAUGAUAAUGAUGAUUCUUCCUAUUCUUAUUCUUAUUAUCAUUAAUAUAACCUUGGUAUCUGGUCAUGUUACCCCCUGACAAACUCCAUUUUUAUCCUAAAUCUGCCUAAAACUGCUUUUUUGUGAAUAUGGUCCCUGCUAAUCAAGAAUUGGAUAGAAAUAGGAACAUUCAGUCACUCCUGUGUUCAUUCUGCUCAAAAGAGUUCUCGCAACAUAAUACUUCUUAUUCAGAACCUGAUCAUAUGAAAUGUGGAACCUCCAAAACCGCAAAAGUCAUUAAUGUUAUCUAAUGAGUCAAAAUAAUCUUUAAUAGGUGAUCAUUCCUUUUGUAUGAACCAACAACCUUCAGAAUUUUAUAUCAUUUUACUCAGCAGCAGAAUGUUAUUCAACAGAGCUCCAUUGGCCGAGGCUGAUUGUCUGCUGAAUUCCCUGAACUGAAUUAGAGCCCAGCUUUGCUAAUGGCUAUGAUGACAACACUUAUCCCCAUCUAUUCCUGGCCCAGCUCACCAGGCAUUCAUGCCAUUCCCAGCUCAAGAUUAUGAGAGCCGAGCAAUCAGAGCCGAUGCAUUUCAGAUACACAUCCCCCUUUCCCUCAGUCAGAUGAGGAAGGAAGUCAAUGCCGGAGUUAACACUAAUUGCUGUCCAGUGAUGCUGAAGCACGAACACCUUUAUUCACUCGCUUUAAGAAGGAGCACACGAUGCUUUGCAAUCUGCAACAUCCAUAUUCAUUCAAAACAUGGGCAUAGAAACCUUGCAUUCAGAAUGCUGAGAAUGAACUGACCGUGAAUAAUCUAUAUUAAAAGCGUGAGCAUGGUUAGCCAAUAGAGAAUGUGAAGUUAAUGUUACGCCUUGUUGUAUUUCAGGGCAGCUCACCAUCUUGUAAGGAGAACGGCAUUUGGAGUUUGGCAUUCUGGUUCAGUCACAGUAUGUUUCUCAUUCGUUCCUCCCUUCUUCAUUAGCUCAAUUUUGUAAGUCUUCAGUGUAAAACAAACUUCCAGAGCAAAGUAAAUGCUGUAUUUCAAGAUUGCAAUGCAGGAUGAUGUAACUCCUCAUUCCCUGCAUUCACUCAUAUGUAUCUUGUUAGGGAGCUGCUUCUGUUGCAUUCUGUUAUUGAGCUAUAAAGAAUGUAAACUCUCUGAGGGGACCCACGAAGAUGGGGGAUAAUUAGCUUUACUUUUGUUUUCUGUUUCCUGAUUAGGCUCCAAAGUGCUGCACUUCUCACUUUAGCAACUGUAGGCGAUACUUGAGAGGAAAUUGAUCUUCUACAUCGCACAGCAAACACAGAAAUAUAAUUUGAAUCCAUGUUUAAUUAGUAGCAAAUGAAACAUCAAGGGUUGUUGCGAAGUAAAAAAAAAAAAUCACUUUGCAAUUAGUCAUUAAUUACUAUCUUUGUAUCACUUGUUUUGUUUUGUUUUGUUUUUUUCUUUCACACUAGUUAGAGCAAAGUAAUGCGACAGUAUAGUGAAAAAUGUUUGAUAUAGCCUUGAGACUUGAGAGGUUUGCUGUGCAGGGUGACAAGAAGCAUCAAGCUUAAAAAUAUUGUCCUUUGAUGUCUGAGCUCAAAGGUUAAUCGAUUUACUAGUGAACACUUUCUUUUUAUCUAGUGUUGCCAGUGGCUGUUCUGUCCCAAUUUACAAAAGCAUAAUACCAUUAUAGCUUCUGUAAUGCCUGUUACACCACUCCUUAGAUAUUGUCAGUGUCUGACAGCUUGCUCAGCCACGAUUUGCUGAAAGUCCACAUGGAUGUGCUGACCUAAGCCUCUCCAUUUUUUAAAAGAAGCCCUCUGUCCAUUAGCCGCAGAGAGCCAGACUCUCUUUUCUAUGCUCCAGACAAACAAUCCUAGUUUACCUAUUUGCCACGAAUACAGUGCAUCAUUCUGCAGCGCUGAGUGCCCUAGAGAGAAGGUCAGAGUAGCAACAGCACAGCCCCUCCUAUAUGAGCCUGUUCAUCUUUCCACCCUACAUGUUCAGUACAAUAACUAAUUAUGGUCUGUGUCACUCAAGGGAUCCCAUGUUGAUUAGGGCCCAAAAUCAUUACAGCCCUUCAGAAAGCUUCAUAACAGCACUGUUGUGACAACGGUCCUUGGGAGUAGGAUGAAAUAGAUUGGUAGUACAUUAAUCUCAUUGUCAAGUCACAGGAUUUACGCACUUUCUUUGGAAUCCAUUACUAUUCAAAGGCGGAAGUCACCCACAAAGCGGCACAGAGCAACUGAUAAAUGAAUGAUUCCCCCAAGCAAAGUACGCCACAAAACCCUGAAAGUCACACAAUAGCUUUUCCUGUGUUCUGUAACACCAUGCUUUCUUCAACUGCCUCUGGUCUCUACCUGCCUCGAGCUCUGUUAGAGUGCCAGUAACAAAAGAAUGUAGCUGCUUCGGCAUAAAGAUGGCGCGCAGUGUAAGCUUUUACAGGUUAAAAGUUAAGUGCGCUGCUUUUAGACGCUGUAACAUUUAUUGUAAUGGUGAGGUGAAGGGAAGCUUUAACUCCACAUAAUAGAAUAGUGUAUUCAAACUGCCAGUGUCAUACAAGAUAAAAAGUAGGCAAAAUGAAUGUUACCAGGCAUCACAUGCAUGGAAAUGCUGUUUUGAUGACUUGCUCCUGGCAAAAUAAUGGGGGAGCAUGAAAGCCGAGUGGAAAAGGCUUGAAGCUAGUCUGGUAUCUUUCUGAAAUAUUAAAGGAGACUCUAAAUGCAGUGAUAAACAGUCAACAACAUUUAUUCUAUUUAAAAGAACAUUAAGAUCUCAAUUUUAAAUGCUAUAAAUCAUUAUAAAUCAUAGAAAUCUUGUCUGCAUGAAAAAACAAUUGUGUUAAUGUGACUCACAGUGGGUUAUGGCAGUUAUGUUUUUUUGAGAUGGUUAACCAGUGAGCCGUGUGCAAAAUAUUUGGGAAGAAAAGAGCCUAUAAUCAAUGGGAUUAUAGACAUUUUUAUUUUCACAUGAAGCCUGACUGUGGCUUUAAGCUUAAUUAAAUGAAGGAAAUUAGACCCGGGGGCACAAAUGUAUUUAGGGAAUGUGGUUAGGGGUAGGUCUGAGUAAGACUUGCUGUUUAGUGUGUAGUAGCAAUUGCAUAUUUAUCAUUCUGUUUAGACUUGUAUUGAUAUAUUAAAUUAUAGGAAGACUAGAGAGGUUUAUAUUGCUAAUAGGGAGCCAGAUGUACACAACAAGCAGGCAAGUCCUUUUUGUGACUUCUUGGCUAUUUGAUCUCUAUUCAGUAAGUUGCACAACAGUGGUUGUGACUAACAGGGGUAUUUUCCAGUGCUGUACAGGUUAAGCAAAACGACAUGAACCCAUGCAUUGUGGAGUGUGUGAGUGAACCUGGACAUUAUCUCUAUUAGACAAAAGGCACAUCACAUUUUUAAAGCAGCAAAUUGCAAAAGCCAACAGAAGAAUCAAUCUGAACAUAUGGUGAUGUAACAUCUAUAAUGCAUCACCAUUGCUCUGAUGUGACAUCAAAACCCCAAAGACCAAUUAGUGUGUACAGAGCCGACUGCCAAAUGGUAUUGGCUUAUGUGAAGCGAUGAAACACUGCUCAAUGGAUCUGCUAAGGGAUCUGCUAUUAGACGAAAUGUCUAUCGUGCACAGGUGAUUUAGCUCCCAAUUUCAAUAACAAUUAUUCACAUCUAACAGCUGAAUACAAAUGAUUAUAAGCCAAAGCAUGAUCCAUGAUGAACUGCACUAUGAGUAUAUAAUGUAGUAUUUCAUAUCGAACUCAUUCCCCUUUUUCUGUGGUAAAAUAACUGACAUCUACAUAUAUUUUUGUAUAAACUGUAUAACAACACAGAACUUAUGAUUAAAUCAUUUUUUAUUUUGAAGAUUGGAUCAUUUUUUUGGUAGUAGAGCAGCUUUUGAUUGAUGGAAUAUCUAUUAUUUGUGUUAUUUUUAGCCUAAGAGCCAUUUGGGGUUUGUUUUUUUUUUCUCAGUUUUGUCUGUUUGCAAGACCAGCGCAGUGAACUUUCUCUCUCUCUUUUUCUCGGCCCCUCCAGGGGGGAAUCUAGCAGUGUGACUUCUCACUUCUCGCUUCUAUACCUCCAGGUUGAAUGGAGCGACUGACUCAUUCAGUUGUGAAAUCAGGUUUAUGGAGAUCUUCCCACUGUUUUACCCCUCCUGCUUCCAUCACUGGUAGUUCACAACAUUCAAAAAUAAAAAAAAAGGAAAGUGACAGGACUGAAAUCAAGACUGCCUUCUGCUGUAAUCUUCUUCCCAUCUUCCACUAAGAUGAUCCCCACGGAGGAUGCAUUAUCUUUCCCAGAGACGACACUAUGUCACUGUCACUUUCCUGUCCCGUAGCUAAAGGCAGGGUGAUUAUGUCAUCUAAACAUUUUUUGAGAUGUUUCACUUCUGAGUCAGAUAUAAAAUGUUUUCUGCCAUUGUAAAUAGGGAGGCAGGUGCUGGGCAGAAUUUUUCCCCGUGGAUUUGUGUGAAAAGGGUUGUAACACAAUCUGAGCAUGUGUUUGAUUGUAACUAUAGCUUUAUAUUCAUAUAUGCAAGAAUGGAGCUGCCACUAUACUAACACUUAUAUCUUGAGUUUUUUUGUCAAUCUUCUCUAAAUCCAGCUUUUCUUCCUCAUAUAUAAGUGUUCUGCAUCCUAAUGCCAUACUGGACCACUUCUACAUGUUCACUUGCUUUCAGUAGCCGGUUUAUCCCCAUCAUGGUGAAUCUGAAGCCUAUCCCGGGAACACUGAGCGUAAGGUGGGAAUACACCCUGGGUCGUACGCCAGUCCAUCACAGGGCACAAUGCACACACACAUUCUCACCUAGGUGCAAUUUCAGAGUUACCAAUCCACCUAUCACUUGUUUUUGAGAGGUCGGAGGAAACCUGAGAACCUGGAGGAAACCUAUGCAGACAUGGGGAGAACAUGCACAGAAACUGUCCAAUCAGAUAGUAACCCAAGCUCAGGAUCAAUGCUACCCACGACACAAUCCAAAAAUAUGAAUAGAUAAUAACAAAUCCAAAUAUAUAAAUAGCAUAGAAGCUAUGUUGAAUGUCCAUCUUGUCAAAUGUCUAGCUCAUUAUAGUAGUCAAUACAGCCUCGCUGACAUUGUUUUCCCUCUUAAUUGUUGAAUCUUGUCAAGUUCUAGUGCACAAAUAGACUGAGGGAGAGUGGCAGCUGCAAGCUCUUAUUUGCUAAUUCUGAACUGUCUAUUCCACGUCCUCUUCAUCUGGCAAAGGCUGCCGUUAUUCAGAGGAUAAGAUAAGAAAUGUACAUAAGGCUGAGCAGAAGAACUGGAUUUUCUCCAUACAUGCUGCUACGAUUCAAUGUUUGGAUUGAGUAGCGCAGUGCAAUAAGGUGAAGGAGACGGCGUUGCAAACAUUCAAUCAUCAUCGGAAAAAUUUCACUAAAUUCACUGUCACUAAAUCUUGUGAGGUCCAAAUGACAUUUCUCAUGUUCUACUGGCUUGAGUGAUUUCUAAUUUUUAAAGAUAUGAACUGAAAAAUAUAGAAUAUAGAUUCCUAAACACUUUAAAGUUUUAUGAUGUAGAGCUAGUGUGAUGUGACACAGAGCUAGUAAGAUGGCUGUACUGUUGUGUGUAUUAUACAUAAUAUACAACCUACAAAAUAAUCAAACUUAACUUUUCUGUAAUUAAUUAUUUAGCUCUAUAUCAUUCUUAGGGGAGAUUUGUUUGUAUAUAGAACAGAUCCCACCAUAAAUUUACAUUUCUUUAUCAUUAUUGACGAACAGGAUAAACAGAAAGUGUCUGUGCUGCACAGUCCCGUGAUGAUAGAGUUCCCGUAAUGAAAGAGAUUCGAAAGAGACAUAUCUGUGUGCUGUGAAGCAAAAUCUUUUACUAGUGUCAAAGUCAUGGUAGGCAACUGUUCAGCUAUUUUUAUGCUUUGUUUCCAUGAGUGCCCCUCUGCAUGUGUUCGAUCUGAGUGAAAGCAGUCACUCAGUGAAGGGAAAGUGGAGGAAAAACGAGGCAGAACUCACGGUCAGUGCACUCUAGAUGCACUCAUUCCUCAGAAACAUAUGGGGCUCCUUAUGAGCCUGCUCGCUCCCUCUCCUGCCAUCACAUGUUUGUCAAAGCUAACCUCGUGGGAAGAAAUCGCACAUACAUAGUAGGACUUAAUUGUUUUUUAUUUCCAACCCACAGGGGCUGUUCCUUAAUUAAUUAAACUCAGAUGUGCAAAAUGCUUUACUCCCUGUGACGAAAAGCAAAAUAAGCACUAGGCAUGUACUUCAAAUACUCAUUUAGCAUCGGCUACAUGUUUACAGGACACAGUCAGAGGGCUUCUCUCACCCCUCGGGUCUGGUGCAAGAGAGGGGGGUUAGAGGUAGUAUAGGCCAGGGCAGCUGCGUGCUUGAACCUGCCAAGGACUGUGCUUCCCAGGCUUGCUCAGUGCCAUUAAAUGGGUCAUUGAACAGCUAAAUGGAGUCAUUAUAACGAGUAAUUAAAAGAAUAGCACCCAAGACUCCGAAACUCUCCUCUGCCUGCCUCUGGGUUCCGCCGCCUUUGGGGUUUCGUAGACUCUUGCUGCAUAGCAGCUGCUGUAGGCACUUUCACUAGAAUGCAAAUCACAUCUUUCCCAGCUAAUUAAAUCGCAUUAUCAAGGCUUUUGCAUUAUUGAAAUUCUGACUAGGCAUUAGAUUUUCCAUGGGAAACAAAUUUGCUUUGCAAGUCGGACCUUUGAAAUCACUUGUUGGUUUCAUUCUCUGGUGCAGCUUCCAAGAUUAAUUUGGUCACAAUCAGUUAAUUUUGGUAAAGAAUCAGGUUUUGCUUGGUUGGCAUGUAGUAAAAGCAUGGAAGUACUUAUAAUCAGAGCUAGAUCAUUUUCAUACUUCUGUGUAUCUACUUAGAAAAUGUAAUAAAGCAGAGUCUUUCUAAAUAUGUCCAGUCCCCAGUAGAGCAAGGCAUAUCUUUUGAUUUUCUGUUGUUUUUACUCAGAUCCCUUGCCAGCUGGAAGUGAUCUCAGUGCAGAUUAUAAUUGACGUUCACAUAAAAUUACUGAGAUGCCAAUCAGUGUGAAAUACAUAAAAAUAUACAAGGAGACAAAGAGCACACAGUGUAACAACAGUCUCAUCUGCAUAUUGAUAGUUUCACAUUUCCAAAAGAACAUGUUUAUGCCUUUCAUGCCUUCAUCUGGGUAUUACAUAUAAUAAGACCCCAAGAGUUAUGAAAUAUAUUUACUGAAUGUCAAACAAGAUGUUAUUCUCUGAAAGGUCAGAGUUGUCCUGAUAGCAUUUAUAGCUUUUAAUUGGGAUUUUGGCUGGUGAGUUAUUUUCACAGAAGAUUACUUAAAUAUAGAGUAAAGCAGAGAUUUUGAGAAGAGACACUUCAUCUUGUUUUCUUGUUUACAUCAAAGAUUUUUUACAGUUCCUGGUUGAAAGACGUAUUUCACUGAGACAUACAUUGUCUUGGGGCAUGUUUAUAUGUCUCGCUUGUUCUCUCUGUGACCGUGUGGGUUUCGUCCCGGUUCUCUGGUUUCCUCCCAUCUCCCAGAAAUAUGCUAAUAUGUGGACUGGCAAUGCUAAAUUCCCCCUAGAUGUGAAUGAGUGUGUGAAUGAGUGUGUGAAUGAGUGUGAUCCUUCCGAUGGACUGGCAUCCCAUCCAGGCGUGUGUCCCUGCCUCAUGCCCAGUGUUCCCAGGAUAGGAUCCGGAUUCACCUGGACAAUGACCAGGAUAAAGCGCUUACUGGAGAUGAAUGACUGAAUGAUUGAAAGAUCAGUUCACAAUGUAAUUAGGUAUUUACUAGAUAUUUACAAUGCCUAAGUCAGUGUAUCAGUGUCACACACAGGAAAUAUGUAAUGAAUAACACCGCAAGAAAAAAAAUUAGAAAGCGAAAUUAAAAAUUUAGAAUAAGUCAUGUAGAAAAAUUGUUCUAAAGCUCAUUUUACAAUUUACCCCCUCAGCUACACAGUUCAGUUCAGAGGAGUGAAAAGAGAUAAUAUGUGCAAUAUGGGCGGUGCAGCAAAUUGUGUAGGGCUUAAUUAGUUGGUCUUGCUUGCCGAUCACAGCCAGAGCUUACUCUGGUUAAUUGGAGUAUGGGAUUCAUUAGCAUUAGAUCAAUGUCUGGGGAAAAAAAAAAGAAUGGCUCAUGCAACAGAGAGGUUGCGUCAUGACAGGAAACAUUCACAGGGCCAACCAUUUCGAAUCGGCCUUCAUCGAUCCUCUGUCACACGCUGAUCUAAAGAUGUUCAGGGUCAGCAUGCAGACAGGUAUUACUGAAUAGCAUCUCAAUGUUCCUUUUUAAUGAAACUGCGAGACAAAGAAAUAGAUAUAUUCAUUGAUAAACUCAUUAAUUUGUAUACAAUAACAGCAUUCUUUCUAUUUAUGGGUGGGUUUCUAGUUUGCAAUCACAGUAAAUACACCAUUAAAUCAGGAAGGAUUCAACAGUUUCACUUUGAAAGUAUUUUUUCUCAUCAAUUAACCAAAAGCUUUCCUUUAGUUUUCUUGUACUAAUUUUGGAAUUUAAAGAGCACCAGCUAGGUCAAAGGCAGUUGAAUAGCUAUACUGAAAGACCAUUUGUCUUCUCUUUUCAAAUCUGUGAGGAAGAUAAACAAAUCUAACCCACUGGGUCUUUGUGCUUUUCCAGAGAGAAAGAGAGAGAGAGAAAGAGAGUGCUGCUGAUGAAGGGGUGAGAGAUGCGUGUUCUCAACGGAGUGUUUAACCUGAGCAGCGGGGGCUGUACCUUUGGGUCCAUAAAUGAGACUAAAGCAAUGGAAAAGGGGAAAAUACAAGGGGAUGAGAGCCAUCAGUUUUUUCCCAGGAGAAAAUAAGCACAAACAAACCUGAGGUGGUGAUAGACCACAACCCCAACACUUCUCUCUAAGGGAACCCUCUAUAAGUGCAAAUUCUAUUCACAAAAGAAUAACAAAGGUUAGAAACUGAAGCUGAUGUGAAAACUCCUAUUCGUGACUAGACUCUGGACACCUAUUGCACCUUGUCUACAUAAAACGAUACAGCUGACUAUCCUGCCAGAAUACUGUGAGGCUCUGUCCAGCCUAAUAGAAACUAAAAGUGACAUCACUACCUAAUUGUUACUACCAUUGUUCAUGAUUUCCAGAAAGGCAUCCAUGGCUUGUAGUGGUGGUGUUGUGAUGAGUGCCUUCAUCUGGUCUAUGGCCAUAAUCUAUCUGACUCACAUCGGUGGAGUGAGAGGGGACUGCUGGCUCAUUGAAGGGGAAAAGGGCUUUGUGUGGUUGGCCAUCUGCAGCCAAAACCAGCCACCUUAUGAGGCCAUCCCUCAGCAUAUCAACAGCACCAUUGUGGACCUUCGCUUGAAUGAAAAUAAGAUUAAAAGUAUCCAUUACUCUGCCCUCAGCCGCUUUGCCAACCUAACAUACCUAAACCUAACAAAAAAUGACAUUAGCUAUAUAGAGGAUGGGGCUUUUUCAGCUCAAUUCAACUUACAAGUACUCCAGCUAGGUUUCAAUAAACUGCGUAACCUAACAGAAGGGAUUCUCAGGGGGUUGGGAAAGCUGCAGUACCUCUACCUCCAGGCCAACCUAAUUGAGACUGUGACACCCAAUGCCUUUUGGGAGUGCCCAAACAUAGAAAACAUAGACCUCUCUAUGAAUCGCAUUCAGGUGCUAGAUGGGAACACCUUCACCAGCCUCACCAAGCUGACCACCUGUGAGCUUUACACCAACCCAUUCAACUGCUCUUGUGAGCUUCUGGGGUUUGUUAAGUGGCUGUCAGUCUUCCCCAACAGAACGAAUGAAAGGAUGGUAUGCGAUUCUCCUGCAGGCGUUUCUGGUUACAGUCUCCUAAGCCAGAAUCCGAACAAUCCUACUCAGCGCAAUGCACUGCAUAUGCUGUCCACUGUGUGCACGGAGGACUAUGUGACUCCGUAUAUCCCUGUGCCUCCUGAGACCACGACUUUCUCUCCAGAUGUUACCCCUUGUGAGCUGGAGGACUGUCCCUCUGGUAGUGAGCCAGAGGAAAUAAGCAUUAGUCCCACUUACCCAGACCUUGAUGUGAAACCAAUCAUGAAGCUGAAACAAGUCUCCCACACAAAUGCAGUCAUUAAUGUUCAGAUACCCCAUCCCUAUAAGAAAAUGUACAUCCUUGUUUUGUAUAACAACAGCUUCUUCACAGACAUUCAGAAUCUGAAACGGCAGAAGGAAGAUAUUGAGUUAAAGAACCUGAAACCUCACACUGAAUAUACCUACUGUGUGGCUUCCAUACGCAAUUCUUUGCGUUAUAACCAUACCUGUCUCAAAUUAUCCACAGGCCCCAGAACUGGGAGAGUGAGAGAGGCUAAUAAUGCAACAGCCACUCACUAUAUAAUGACCAUCCUAGGAUGCCUUUUCAGCAUGGUAAUUGUUUUGGGAAUGGUCUACUAUUGCUUGCGAAAGAAGAGGUACCAAGAUGAAAAGCACAAAAAGGCAGGUAGUAUGAAGAAGAACAUAAUAGAGCUCAAAUAUGGUGGUGAACUGGAGGGAGGGACUAUAUCCAGGGUGUCUCAAAAGCAAAUAAUGGCUGGGGAGAGUAUGUCUCGCAUGCCAUAUUUGCCUUCUGGGAGUGAGAUGGAUCAGUACAAAAUUCAGGAUAUAAGUGACACGCCAAAAAUGGCUAAGGGCAACUACAUGGAUGUAAGAACAGGGGAGCAUCAAGACCGAAGAGAGUGUGAGAUGCCUAUGCCAAGCAAUAGUCAGGGCUCUGUUGCUGAGAUCUCCACAAUUGCAAAGGAGGUGGAUAAAGUCAACCAGAUUAUUAACAAUUGCAUAGAUGCUUUGAAGUCAGAGUCAACUUCUUUCCAAGGAGUCAAAUCUGGAGCUGUUUCAACAGCAGAGCCCCAGUUAGUUCUGAUUUCAGAGCAACCCCAGAGCAAGUCUAGUUUUCUGUCCCCUGUUUACAAGGAUAGCUACCACCACUCUUUACAGAGACAUCACUCCUCAAACACCUCCCCAAAGCGACCCAGCACGGCAACUGGUGGUCCCAUGCGCAGUCCAAGGCCCUACCGCUCUGAGGGGGCAUACAAAUCAGAGUCUAAAUAUAUAGAGAAGACUUCACCUACAGGUGAGACCAUCAUGACCAUUACUCCAGCAGCCGCUAUACUGAGAGCAGAGGCAGAGAAGAUGCGUCAAUACAGUGAACAUAGACACUCCUACCCUGAUGCCCAAAUUGAAGAGCUUGAGGGACCAGAGAAUCGCAAAGCAUCCAUCCUGGAGCCUCUGACACGGCCUCGGCCCAGAGACUUGGCUUAUUCUCAGCUGUCUCCCCAGUACCAUAACCUCAGCUACUCCUCCAGCCCUGAGUAUUACUGCAAACCAACUCACAGCAUCUGGGAGCGUUUCAAGCUCCAUCGCAAACGUCACAAAGAUGAGGAAUACAUGGCAGCAGGCCAUGCCCUGCGUAAAAAAGUGCAGUUUGCAAAGGAUGAGGACCUGCAUGACAUUCUAGAUUACUGGAAAGGUGUGUCAGCCCAACAUAAAUCUUAAUCUUCUCAAGUGUUUCUUCAAGUGUUUUUUGUUGGACCAUGAAAACAGAAUGAGUUUUGAAUUGCGUUUUAAUGGAGGACAUAGCCAACUUUGACUAAUGGGGAAAGGGGGAAAUUGGGAAUACACUCUUAGUUUUGUAAAUUUACCAAAAGGAUAUAUACAAGAAGAGAACACAGUGCAAAUUUAAAAAUAUAUAUGUUCAAGUGGAUUAUAAGUAUUUGGUUCCGCAUGGCCAAGUCCUGUGACAAUGGAUUUUCUACUGUGUACAGUGAGAAAAAAAAAGCAUCAUACACUGACAGAUGUCUUAUGGAAACAUAUUUCUUCUCACUGUACAUUGAUUAAUGAACAGUUCUCCCUAUAUAUUGAGUUAUAAAUACAAAGGGACUAAUGUACAAUAUAGUGUUUUUAUACUUGCAAAGAUUGGUGGUUAUAAGAAAAAAAUAUAGGACACGUUUGAUUCAGGUUUAGAUUAUGGAUUUUAGAAUCAGUUCCUGUGACAUUUGUCUAUAAUGAAUGUUUGGAGUUCAGAUGGAUAAACAUUGCACUUGUCACUGGAAUGGUAUACGUCCAUUCAAAACACCAUUUAAUCUAGUCUGCUUUGUCAUUUUUCAUUCAUGUCACUAAACAAAAUGCACAAUAUUACAAUGUUAUUAAAGGCUCAUAAAUUUGGAUAGCUUGUUACUUCAAAACAGAUCAGUGGGAGGUAUAUCCGAAACAUCUGCAUAAUUGGGAUGUGGGAAAAUGUACAGGACUGGGGAAGAGAUCUAUAUAACCAAAUGAUGACAUCAAUGAAAACGCAUUUCAGUGAAAUCAAUUUUUGUACAUUGGAGAUUUGUUUACUGGUAAGUUUCUUUUAUUUCAGACAUGUAACCUUUGUUUCAAUUGUACAAUGCUUGCUGUGGUAAGGAUUUCCAGUAUCUGAUGGUCAGCUCAAGUGCUUGAGUGACAGCUCAUAAACUCAUAUCGUGCAUAUGUCUCCUCUGUUCUUCAGCCCUGAGGAUGAAUGUAUUACAUACAGUACAUGAUAGAAAAUGCAGCCCUUUUCAGCUGCAUGUUUUGUUAUUCAUACUUCUUUUCUUAUCAGUUCUCUUUCAACAGUACCAAACCGACUAGAAAAAAGACAUUUACAGAUCUGUGUGUUAGUUUGUUUUCUACUGUUUGACAAACACAGAUUCUUUUGUAAAUGUUGAAAAUCAAUUAAUGGAAAGGAGCUGUAGCUAUGGCACUGAUCAAGAACGUGAGACAUGCAAGAAGAGAGACACUGAUUUAUUCCCACCCUGACCUGUUGCCACUGGAUUACAUCACCAGAACAGUGUUACAGGAAGUGACUGGGGCAUCCAAUUUCUUAUUUCAAUCGCCUUAAACUUCUGAAAUAUAUGUGUAACUGCUUUUUUCUUUCUCUUUAAGUGUUGAUGGUUUUGAAAGGUCUUUAUUUCUUGUCUUUUUUAAAGGAGCAUUUCAAUAGAUUUCAAGAACUGACCAAUUUAUAGGCAAUCUAGCAAGUAAUCUAUGUGUUUUUAUAUUGCAUACUGUAGCACUCCUACUGUAUAUCAUAAAUGUUAGAAAUGUUUGGACAAUGUGAACUGAAGCAGCUGUUGCUGAAAUACAUCAAGAGACAACCAAGAGCACAAUAAAGUGUUAUUUUUAUUUCUUA